AAGACGAUGUGUCAGAGCAGAAGAGUAAAGGAGAAGUUGGGCUGCAGAUUGUGCUGACACUCGGAGAUUCACUUCAGCGCAGCGACCAGCGAGGACUGUCCUGAGCUGCUGCCGCCCGUCGCCCUGGACACACCAGGACAAUGUACCUGUGGCUGAUCCUCCUCUCACUGCCCCUCACCUGGGCAGAUUUCAGGAUGAAGCUGGAACCCAAGGAGCAGACUCGACUGAGGGGAGAACCGUUCACAGCCAACUGUAUCGUCGACAGCACCAGCCUGAUGACCAAAGCGAAGUGGCUUUCACCACAUGGAGAGCUUGUCCGAACAAAAUCGUCCAUGAAUACCCGCGGGACGUAUUUAAUACUGAACGAGAGGCUGCACAUCCCGGCCGUGAGCAGCGAGCAUGCUGGGAACUUCACCUGCAUCAUGUCCGGCAGGGAAAACGGGAGCAACUUCUUGCUGCAGGACAUUUCCACACUGCGAGUCGUGGAGGAGCCCUAUGUGCAGAUCUCUCCGGAGCAGAAGAUGGAUCAGCGGGUGGAGUUUGGUGCGACCGUGCAGCUGAGGGUGAAGGUGGAGGCGUUCCCCAGGCUGACGGACCACCGCUGGGUCUGCCACAGGACGGGCAACAGCACCAAUCACCGGGAAACCGUCAACGAGGAGAACAACAGAUUGGAGAGUUCGUUGCUGCUGGUGCGUGUGGGGGAAGCGGAGAGCGGCUCCUACACAUUCCUCGCUUCCAAUGGCCGCGCAAACGCCUCACUCACCUUCCACCUUCACGUCAAUGGCUUGCCCAGGAUCAGCCGGUUCUUCAGGUGGGUGUUGGGGAGCACGGGGACCAUUGUCCUGCUUCUCAUCUUCUUCGUUGUCCUACUCUUCUACAAGUACAAGCAGAAACCAAAGUACGAGGUUCGCUGGAAGAUCAUCGAGGCGGUGAACGGGAAUGAUUACACCUUCAUCGACCCCACUCAGCUGCCCUACAAUGAGAAGUGGGAGUUCCCCAGGGAGAGGCUGCGCCUGGGGAAGGUGCUGGGUGCCGGGGCCUUUGGCAAGGUUGUGGAGGCGAUGGCGUACGGAAUGGCCGACGGGCAAGAGGUCACCACCGUGGCCGUCAAGAUGCUGAAACCCAGUGCCCACUCCAUCGAGAGAGAAGCCCUGAUGUCGGAGCUGAAGAUUCUCAGCCACCUGGGGCAGCACGCCAAUGUGGUCAACCUGCUGGGGGCCUGCACGCACGGAGGCCCCGUCCUCGUCAUCACCGAGUACUGUUGCUUUGGUGAUCUGCUGAACUUCCUGAAGCAGAAGGCCCAGAGCCUGAGUGACUGUGACCACGCGACCAUCUACAUGAACAAGGCCUUGCUGAAGGAAAUCCUGAGCUCGGACGGAUACCUGGCCAUGAAGCCCAGUGCGGACAGCAAGGCUCCCACCUCUGCCCAGAGCCCCCUCACAGAGACCCAGGGGGACGAGGAGCCGGUGAGUGUGGAUGACCUGCGUGGAUUUGCUCACCAGGUGGCCCAGGGAAUGGACUUCCUCUCCUCCAAAAACUGCAUCCACCGUGAUCUGGCAGCCCGGAACAUUCUGCUGACCCAGGGCCGUGUGGCCAAGAUCUGUGACUUUGGCCUGGCCAGGGACAUCAUGAACGACACCAACUACGUGGUCAAGGGCAAUGCCCGGUUGCCGGUGAAGUGGAUGGCCCCAGAGAGCAUCUUUGACUGUAUCUACACCGUGCAGAGCGACGUCUGGUCCUACGGCAUCCUGCUCUGGGAGAUCUUCUCACUGGGUUCGAGCCCGUACCCGGGGAUUGCCGUUGACACCAGGUUCUACAAGCAGCUGCGAGCCGGGUGCCACAUGGACCGGCCGGCCACCGCCUCUCCGGAGAUCUACGCGAUCAUGAGGCAGUGCUGGAGGCUGGAGGCCAGUCAAAGGCCGACCUUCCAGCAGGUGGUGAAGUUGCUGGGGCAACAGAUGGACCAGCCCUUCGAGCCGGUCUACGCCAACCUGUCGGGCGAUGGAGAGGACAUGGAUGAGGAGGACAUAAAGCCCCAGGAAUCUCCUUGCUGCCAGUCACCCACUCACAGUACCUGUUGGACGGGCAUCGACACCCUGCCGCUCAUCAACCCCUACAGCAAGAUGUGAGGCCUGGCCGGGGUGGGGGUCAGCCAGAGACCCCUCUUCCCAGGGCAUCCGGACAUCCCACCCCUCAGAACAGAGAGAGACCCCCACCCUCCUUCCCCCCUCCCUCCCCCUGGGGCAGACACACCUCUCCAUCGUCAACGCCCCAUGAUCAACCCCCACCCCAUCCAGUGGGCACAGGGGUGGGGACA
Messenger RNA from Leucoraja erinaceus (little skate), 2317 nucleotides. RefSeq names its product macrophage colony-stimulating factor 1 receptor-like. NCBI's taxonomy places the organism in Eukaryota, Metazoa, Chordata, Chondrichthyes, Rajiformes, Rajidae. Gene Ontology annotation, molecular function: macrophage colony-stimulating factor receptor activity; ATP binding. Gene Ontology annotation, biological process: protein phosphorylation; osteoclast differentiation; positive regulation of kinase activity. The transcript has 17 exons. Gene Ontology annotation, cellular component: signaling receptor complex; CSF1-CSF1R complex. Bases 141 to 2129 code for a protein of 662 amino acids. The record is from RefSeq and is a predicted model, not a curated record.